UACUCUCUGUGUGGCUGUGUCCGCAGAAGCUUUGGCAGAUCUAAGAUGGCGGCUUCACUGCUGCGGUGUCUCCGCGGAGGAGUGGGCCGCACGUUACACGGUAUCAGACAGGCACCGUGUCUUGUCCAGACUCAGGCCCGGAACCAGAGCUCUGAAAACAAACCCACGGUCCGUCCGGCAGACUCUUUGGUGCACAAUGAGCUGACUGCCUUUGGAGAAUAUGUGGCUGAGAUCAUGCCUAAGUUCAUCCAACAAGUCCAGGUGACCUGUUACAAUGAGCUGGAGCUGAUGAUCCACCCAGACGGGGUUGUCCCUGUGCUCACCUUCCUGAGGGACCACACCAACGCCCAGUACAGGAACAUGAUUGACCUGACCGCUGUGGACAUCCCCUCAAGGGCCAACCGCUUCGAGAUUGUCUACAACCUGCUGUCACUACGCUUCAACUCCCGUAUCCGAGUGAAGACAUACACAGACGAGCUGACUCCUGUGGACUCUGCUGUGCCCGUGCACAAAGCUGCCAACUGGUAUGAGCGCGAGGUGUGGGACAUGUACGGCGUCUUCUUCUCCAACCACCCCGACCUGAGGCGCAUCCUCACAGACUACGGCUUCGAGGGACACCCUUUCAGAAAGGACUUCCCCCUCUCUGGAUAUGUGGAGGUGCGGUACGACGACGAGCUGAAGCGCGUGGUGGCCGAGCCCGUGGAGCUGGCGCAGGAGUUCAGGAAGUUUGACUUAAACACGCCCUGGGAGGUGUUCCCCGCCCACAGAGACAAGACCACGCUCUCUCUACCCAAGGGGGAGGAGCCCAAGUAACAAGCCCCACCCAAAACCAAUGUUAAUUUAAUCGUUCUACUUGUUGUAUCUGUACAUAAAAAUAAAAGAGACAAAAAUGGGC
Messenger RNA from Periophthalmus magnuspinnatus, 895 nucleotides. It is a transcript of the gene ndufs3, whose product is annotated as NADH:ubiquinone oxidoreductase core subunit S3. Gene Ontology annotation, molecular function: NADH dehydrogenase (ubiquinone) activity. The transcript has 7 exons. The coding region runs from base 46 to 813 and encodes 255 amino acids. NCBI's taxonomy places the organism in Eukaryota, Metazoa, Chordata, Actinopteri, Gobiiformes, Gobiidae. The record is from RefSeq and is a predicted model, not a curated record.